AUGAGCGCCGCCGCCGCCAGCCACGGCGGAGGGGGUGAGGCCCGCGAGGUGCUCACCGACGCACAGAAGGAGGCUUGCGAAGCGAAAGUGCGCGUUGACACCGCUCAGACAUUCCGCUCUGCCGACGGCGACGACGAGACCGAUGCGCUCACGCGAAAGCUCGCGUCGUACGUGGCGCUCACACUCGCGUUUGCUGAGUCGGUCUUCGACUCUCUGUCGACCGUCCUUGUGCUCGGCGUGGCCAUGCCUGUGCUCCUGGGCUUCGUCUACGCGAUGCUCCUCUACUUUCUGGCGGGCUUAGUCAUCUGGCUGUUGGUUACGCUCCUGAUCCUUGGCAUGUGCUUCCUCGACUUUCUCCUCUGCGCGCACGCUGGUUGGAUUGUCCUACCCUCUUGGCUCGUCGGCCCAGCCAACUCGACUGCUGUCCUCUCCGGUUCCGGUGCCGAGGUGGCGCUCCUCGGCGGCGAUUCGUCCGCUUCAAACGAGGACCUCUACGGAUUUCUCGCCGUGGUGGCUCUCGCAGUGACCCUGAUGCUGCUGCUCUGGAUUUGCUUUUCCUACAAGGCCAUCGUGCGCACCAUCGCCAUCACGGAGGAGGCGACUAAAGUCUUCUCGACGCUACCUGCCUUGAUGGUGUGGCCGUUCGUCGAGCUGACCUUUUUGAUUGGCGCCCUCGUCUACGGUAUCUUUGCACUCGCGGUCAUAUGUCACCCGUCCGUCUGGGGGGGCGACUCGCUGACGGCGCUCUUUGCGGUUUGCCAGGUCGCCGGCACCCUCUGGAUGAUCCAAUUCAUCCACGCUUGCGACUACACGACCAUGUCUGCCGCCGUUGCCUACUGGUUUGUGACCACCAACGCGCAGAACGAUGGAUGCUGCGGCGCGGAAAAGUGCUGCAAGGGGUGGGCUGGAGCGGACGGCAACUGCCUCGUCAAGAUGGCCUUCCGCUGCGCCAUGUGUGCGCUCUGGUGCCUCGAGAAGUCCAUCGAGUUCGUGUCGUAUUACGCCUACGUCAACAUUGCGAUCGACGGCACCUGCUUCUGCGUCGCGUGCAAGGAUACCUUUGGACUCAUCAUCAAGUACCCGGCGCAGACCGCCGUGAACAAUCUCGUCAAGAGGCUGCUGUGCGGUGUCUUGCUCGGCCUAUCCACCCCUUGCAUCGCUGCGGUUGCAACGUUCCUCUAUCUCGACGGGCAAGAAGAUUUCACCGAGAAGCACACGCCGCUCUACCCUGCUGGGACCGUUUUUGUCCUCGCUUUCUUCGUCGCAGGAGGCAUCUCCAACGUCUUCGAGGCGAUUCUCGACACGGUUUACCUCUGCGCCUUCCAGGACAUGGAUCUCAACUCACCACCAAUCUACCUCUCCGACUCGAUGCGAGAGGCACUUGGCGUGGACGCUGCUGAGGAGGAGGCAGGCAAGAGCGCCGACUACUACAAGAAGGCGUCAUCGGAUGCUGGGAGGGGGAAGGUUCAGCCCUCCGUGGGAGGUCCGGGGGGUUCGAUGCUCUGA
Messenger RNA from Emiliania huxleyi CCMP1516, 1506 nucleotides. RefSeq lists its product as hypothetical. Gene Ontology annotation, cellular component: membrane. Gene Ontology annotation, molecular function: transmembrane transporter activity. Gene Ontology annotation, biological process: transmembrane transport. The transcript is spliced from 2 exons. The record is from RefSeq and is a predicted model, not a curated record. Lineage: Eukaryota; Haptophyta; Isochrysidales; Noelaerhabdaceae. The coding region runs from base 1 to 1506 and encodes 501 amino acids.